Corvus hawaiiensis (hawaiian crow) is the source of this 1016-nucleotide messenger RNA. It is a transcript of the gene FAM162B, whose product is annotated as family with sequence similarity 162 member B. Bases 91 to 546 code for a protein of 151 amino acids. The transcript has 4 exons. Lineage: Eukaryota; Metazoa; Chordata; Aves; Passeriformes; Corvidae. The record is from RefSeq and is a predicted model, not a curated record.
CCGGGGCCGCUCCCGCUGCGGCAGAGGGUCCGGCCGAGGCAGAGAGGCCGGCCGGAGCAGACGGUCCUGCCGCUCCUCGCCAUCCUCGCCAUGCUGUCGACGCGCCUCCGCCCGGGGCGGCUGCUGUCCGCCACGCCGCUCCGCCCGCCCGCACCGCGGGGAGCCGCGGCCGGCGGGGAUCCCGCCCGGAGCCCGGGCACCACCCGCGCUGAGCAGGCUCACAAGGUGGUUGCAAGUUACAAACCUUCGAAGUUUGACAAAAAAAUCCUCCUCUGGACUGGACGUUUCAAGACAGAAGAAGAGAUUCCUCUGAGGAUCCCGCCAGAGAUGCUAGACAAGGCAAGAAACAAAGCUCGAGUGAAAGCCUGUUACAUCAUGAUUGGUCUCUCAAUUGUUGCCUGUUUUGCGGUGAUUGCUUCAGCUAAGAAGGCUGCUGCACGUCACGAGUCCUUAACAAGCCUGAACUUGGCAAAGAAGGCCAAGUGGCGGAAGGAGGCUGCACUGGCUGCGGAGGCUGCGCUGGCCGCGGAGACGAAGACAAAGUAACUUCCUCUGAAAUGCUGAAUGUCCUCGGAAGAGCAAAAUGAACAGCUGCUGAGAGCAAUUAGUGAGUUUCACCCCUAAAUGGACAACUGAAGUAUGCACACUCUGGAGCCAAUAUGGGCAGCUACAGCAACACAAAAAAAAAGGGAGGGUCUCUUUCAUUAGGGAGAUAUUUAGGGUACUUGUUGCAUGUAAUUAAAAUUACUUAGAAUGUUUUGCAUAUGAUUAAAAGCAUUUAGUUUUAAAGGAGAUGAGGUAGUUUCCUAAGAAUAUCAGGUAUCAGAUAACCACAAAACAUUUAAACCCAAGAAAUUUUCUGUCUGGUGACAGUGCAGUUUUUCAGUGCACAAAUCUGCCAGUUUGAAUCCAUUAGCAUCAAUGCUGUAUUCAAAAUGGCACUUGCAUUUUUUAGUUUUAAGAAGCAACACUUAUUGAAUCACUACAUAAAUACAAUAAACAUCUGUAAAAUAGGU